This is a messenger RNA of Tarenaya hassleriana, 1205 nucleotides long. Its product is annotated as beta carbonic anhydrase 1, chloroplastic-like. Gene Ontology annotation, molecular function: carbonate dehydratase activity; zinc ion binding. The coding region runs from base 84 to 1109 and encodes 341 amino acids. The record is from RefSeq and is a predicted model, not a curated record. The transcript has 10 exons. Gene Ontology annotation, biological process: carbon utilization. NCBI's taxonomy places the organism in Eukaryota, Viridiplantae, Streptophyta, Magnoliopsida, Brassicales, Cleomaceae.
UAACUUCACUGAGUGUAAAUUAAUAUACACUCUCAUUAACUUAUUAAAAGUCUUAUAAUAUUUAGUAUCAUCGUCCAGAAAAAAUGUCGACGGCGGCCGUCAACGGUUUCUUCCUCACCUCCCUUUCCCCGGCUCAGACUUCUUCUCCGCAGAAAUCCACUGUUCGUCCCUCCAUUGUCGCCCGCCUCUCCUCCUCUUCCUCCUCGUCUUCUUCUCGUUCUGUCCCGAGCCUUAUCCGUAACGAGCCCGUAUUCGCUGCCCCCGCCCCCAUCAUCACCCCUUCUUGGAGAGAAGGAAUGGGGAAUGAAUCAUAUGAAGAAGCCAUUGAAGCUCUCAAGAAGCUUCUCAUAGAGAAGGGAGAGCUGGACGAGGAGGCGGCGGCGAAAAUGGGACCCAUAACGGCGCAGGCUCAGACAGGUUCGUCCUCCGACAGCAAACCCUUCGACCCCGUCGAGCGCAUCAAGCAAGGCUUCAUCCACUUCAAGAAGGAGAAAUACGAUAAAAACCCAGCUUUGUAUGGUGAGCUCGCCAAGGGCCAGAGUCCCAAGUUCAUGGUGUUUGCAUGUUCGGACUCACGAGUGUGCCCGUCACACGUGCUGGACUUCCAACCCGGAGAGGCCUUCGUGGUCCGUAACGUCGCCAACAUCGUUCCUCCUUUUGACCAGGUCCGGCACACCGGAGUUGGCGCCGCCGUUGAAUAUGCUGUUUUACACCUUAAGGUGGAAAACAUUGUGGUGAUUGGUCACAGCGCAUGCGGUGGGAUAAAGGGGCUUAUGUCUUUCACAUUCGAAGGGCCCAACUCCACUGAUUUCAUAGAAGACUGGGUCAAAAUCGGUUUACCAGCUAAGUCUAAGGUUUUGGCGGAACAAGGAGAUUCACCCUUUGAAGCCCAAUGUACCUAUUGUGAAAAGGAGGCAGUGAAUGUGUCGAUAGCAAACUUGUUGACAUACCCAUUCGUGAGAGAAGGGCUGGUGAAUAAGACGCUUGCAUUGAAGGGAGGAUACUAUGACUUUGUCAAGGGCUCUUUUGAGCUUUGGGGACUUCAGUUUGGCCUCUCUCCCUAUACCUCUGUUAAAGAUGUGGCUACCAUACUUCAUUGGAAGCUGUAGGAAGUCUUUGCAUAGAGGUCAUUCAAGCCAAAGAUUGGUCUUUCCCUUUUCACUUUUCCCAACUAUAUAUAUAUAUGAACCCUUUUUUUCCAUGUA